CACGAAAUGCACGUGUAGUAAGCUCAUCUUCAUUUUUGCAUAUCCUUGAUGAACUUCAGCUAUUUACACUUGAUGGAAAUAAGUGGUUUUAUGUAGAUAAGAGUAUAGUGCAAUAGGUGAGAGAUAAUAGUACUGACGCAAUGAAUUACUCACUUAUUUACUUGCUUACAUAUUUAUGGACUGUGGUGCGUGCUACUUAUAUUCAUAUAAGUAGUAUAUUAUGCGAGUCAGGAAUGUAAUGUCUGGCAGCAGAAGAUGAGAGAAGAUGAAGAAAGCAAACGCGCGAGUAGAAUGCAAUUUGUAUGAAAAUGUAAGAACAAUGAAGUGUGAGUGAUUUUGAGACAAUUGGUGGACAUUUUGCAAAUGAUCGAUUUAAUAUAAAGUUGUCAGAUUCUAUUGAGAUGCUCUGUAAUUUUGUGUCAAAUGCAUCCGUUUAUCCUCACUCGUGUACUGUACACAGCACACAGUACUUGUGGCUAAUACCGCCAAUCGAGCAUCGGUCAUCGACCACAAUUCGCAAGUCCAAUCAGUCCAGCUUCUUUAUCAUCUUGGUCUAACACAGAAUUAUUUGAACAUCGUCUGUGCUUGUCGGACGAACAGCACCAUCAUCAAUCUACUGGUUGUCUGAUGGAAAUACUCAUAGCAAAUCAAACACAUAAACAUCAACAACAACAACAACAACAACAACAACACCAACAACGAUUGUUUCAUUUAAAUCGAAUGAAUUUCACUAAACAACAUGAUCGAGACUAUCUGGUUCAUUGUGAUGAUGUACCAUUGAAAAUUAACACAUUACAAUCAUUAUUCAAUUGGUAUAAAUUGAAAGCAACAGAAAAAUAUGAAGAUGUAGAGAAGAAGCCAAAGUAGAUGCAUAACUCACGUAUUAAUUAUUAUUGUCAUUAUUAUUAUGAUUAUGAUUAUUAUAGAUGGUUGGAUGAAUGAUUUGCUUAUUCUCCUGUUUUCUGUUUCGC
This is a messenger RNA of Schistosoma guineensis, 971 nucleotides long. The record is from the annotation of a GenBank genome assembly. NCBI's taxonomy places the organism in Eukaryota, Metazoa, Platyhelminthes, Trematoda, Strigeidida, Schistosomatidae.